AGCCUGAACUCCGUGGUUUCUCACUUUUCUCCUUUUCUCCUUCUUGAAUUUCAUUCACUACACUGUGGCGCUUAAAAAGAUGGAGACGGCUUCGAAGGCAUCGGAGGAGCCGGAAGUUGUGUUAGAAGCCCUGAGAACAAGAGGUUGGUGUUUCGGAGACCUGCAGCAAGUGAAGGCUACGAUCACCAUUCACUACGUUCUAGCCAUUGAUGCAACGAAGGUGGUUGAUUCUGUUGAGUCGGAGCUAUUGAAUUUGGACCUUCGAUUAAUCGGAGGCAAGUCCUUGCCCGACCCUUCUCGUCUUCGCAAGUCUUCUUAUCUUCAGGGCCCCAAAGUCCUACAGAUAUCUUCAGUAAGGGACAUUUCUAGUAGUACUGUGGAUGAAUUUUCAAGAAGCUCAGGUGAUCGGCGACUUCUUAGAUUAGGUCUCACAGAUGGGAACUCUGAUAUAACUGCCAUAGAAUAUUCUCACAUCCCACUUACGCCUGAUAAUGUUGUUCCUGGCACUAAGGUUCGUUUGGAAGAUAAAACUGUGAUUCGUGGUGGUAUAGUUUGUUUAAAUUCUGGAGUAUUGACCAUAUUAGGAGGUGUUGUUCAAUCGCUUUAUGACGAAUGGCAGAUGAACAAAAAAUAUUCAGGAUUCUCUCGAUCAUCUUUAAGGAAGGUAGAAGAAAGUGAAGCAGACCGACCUCCUCAAUUUGUGAAGCUGCAUGUUGGAUCUCCCUCAGGACCUGCAGGUUAUGGAGAUUCUAACUUUAGAACACUAAGCCUAUUGCUGUGGCUGGCAAAACUGGGAUGGGGUCAACUGGUAGCCAGCAAUACCCUCGUCAGAAAUCAGAAAGCAUGGAUGUAAAUCAGAAAUCUAGAUUGCCUCCAGAAUCAGUUGAAGAUAAGCCUAGCAGUUCGGGGACUAGACCAAAAGAAGCCCCAUGAAGAAGAGGAGGUUCCAAUCAGCCAACCCAAGUAAAACCUCAAUGAAUGGUGACAUGUGUAGCUCACAUGCUCCACCUCAACGUUUUGCACCCACCAACUGACUUCUAGAAGUGCGUGGGCAUGCAAGUAGUUCAAUAAGGCACCAAUGACUUGCUUCAGUGAUGACUUGGUGAUUUCGGCCAGAUCCCAACAUUUCCCAAGUCUAGGCAACUUUCUUUCAACGCAUCUUGGUCAUUUGUUUGCCAUUUUGUGCUAUGGCUUCAAGUUGUGGGGGCGUGGCUUCUAAUUUGUCUGUGCUAUGAGGGUAAUUUUCUGUUUGAUGUUGUAGGAGUGAUAAUACUCUUAAGUAUCAUGACUAAUGUUCUUAGAUCUAUACCUAUAGCAUCAGUGGUGGAAAGUGGGUCCUUUCUUCAAGCCUAGAAGGCGUCUCAAAAUGCAAUAAUAUGGAUUGUUGAUUUAGGGGUAUCUGAUCACAGGACUAAUUGUCAUUUGUUUUUCACCGCUUACACCCUUUGUGUUGGGAAUAUUGAAGUAAAGAUUGUAAAUGGUUCCUUAGCACUGGUUGCUGAGAGAGGAAGUGUUCGUAUAUCAUGUUCUAUUGUUUUAGAAUUUGUUCUCAAGGUGCCCAAACUCGAUUGUAAUUUGCUUUUGGUGAGUCAGAAUAUUGGUAAAUUCCAGUGUGAGGUUUGUCAACAUUCUAAACACCAUUAAACUUUCUUUCUUAGAGCUAAGCAUACACCUGCUAAACCUUUCACAGCUAUACAUGAUGGUGACUUGUUGGGACCUCUCGUGUUGACAACCACACCAAUAACAAGUGGUUUAUUACUUUCGUAGAUGAUCUUCUUCGUCUUUGUUGGGUCUGCUUGUUUAAGGUCAAGUAUAAGGUUUCAUCUGUGUUCCCCAACUUUUAUGCUAUGAUUAAGAAUAAAUUCUGAUCAGCUAUUCAAAUUUUACACAUUGACAAUGGCAUUGAAUACUUUAACUAGUCUCUGAGUAUGUUUCUUUAGGAACAUGACAUCAUCCAUGAAAGUACCCAUGUCCAUACCCGCCUAACAAAAUGGAAUAGCUAAAAGAAAAAAAAAAUAGACAUAUUCUAAAAGUGACAUGAGCCCUCAUGUUCACUUGUAAUGUUCCAAAAUACUUAUAGGGGGAUGCUGUUCUCACUGCCAUAUAUCUCAUAAAAAAAUGUUAGGUUGUGUAUUGUCAUUCGAGUUACUCUCCAAAAGUACACCAUGUAUAUCCUGCAUCCCAUGUUAAGACCAAUCUUACCCUUCGAAUUUUCUAGUUUACAUCUUUUGUCCAUCUUCACCAAAGUCCUAAACUUGACCCUGUGUAGUUAAAUAUAUCUUUUUGGGUUAUUCACCAACACAAAAGAGUUACAAGCGUUAUGAAAGUGAGGAGCCUGAUAAAGAUAGAGAUCCCACUUCAAAACUCACCUCCAUUGCUUGAACCUUGUUCAAUUGUGCCUGAUUCCACUACCCAUCACUAGUCCAUCUACUUAGGUCAAAACUUGAGGAAAAUAGGAAAAUAAGAGAAGAUAUAGAAAAACUACAAAGGGGAAUUGUCUCUUUAUACUUGAAAGAACAAAUCGUAAAAUAGUGAGUAACUUUUACCUGAAGCACCAAGAGAGUCAUACCAAGAGGCUGAAGUACUAGGAGACUUGGAACCUGGGGAAAAUCUUGAGCACCUAGAGGCUGAUUCAUCCAGCAAGUCAGAUGGUCCAAAACAAGUAAUCGAAUUUACUGAUCUUGAUCUUCCCAUUGCUUUAAGGAAGCAACCUUGCUCAUCUACUUUCUAUCCUAUAAAGAUGUUUGUGUCUUGUAAGGCUCUUUCUCUAAGAUUAUGUGCUUUCACCACUAUUAUUGAUAGGGUAAAAAUCCCUAGCAAUAUCCAUGAAACUCUUGAAAUACCAAAUGGUAGAAAGCUGUUUGGAAAAGAAUAAUACCUAGGAAGAAGUUGAUUUGCCAAGAGCCCAAGAGGAAAGAAGCUUGCUGAAGGCAAAUGGGUCUCUACACUAAAGUAUAAUGCUGAUGGAAUUUUGAAGGAAUAUAAAGCAUGUCUUGCUGCCCAAGGGUUCAUGCAAACCUAUGGCAUAGACUACAAUGAGACAUUUGCCUCAGUUGUAAAGCUUAACAUAGUUAGAGUACUAUUAUCUUUAGCUGCAAAUUUUGAUUGGUCACUUCAUUAACUAGAGAUUAAGAAUGCUUUCCUUAAUGGUGACUUAGUAGUAGAAGUUUAUAUGACCCUUCCUCUUGAUUUUGAAACCAGAGCAAAAAGGGGAACGAUUAGUGAGGCCAAUCUAACUAUGCACUCUUUAUAAGACAAAAGGAAGGAAAAGGGCCAUACUAAUUGUCUAUGUGGAUGAUAUUUUCCUAACUAGUGAUGACAUUGAAGAGAUGGAGAGACUAAAGAAAGUGUUAGCUUCUGAAUUUGAACGAAACGAUCCACAUCAAAUGCAUUAUUUCUUAGGUAUGGAAGUUGCUAGAUCAAAUAAAGGAAUAUGUAUCUCACAAAGAAAAUAUGUCUUGAUCUCUUGAUAGAAACUAGAUAAUUGGUUGCAAGGUCAAAGACAGGAAUGCAUAUCUCACAAAGAAAAUAUGUUCUUGAUCUCUUGAUAGAAACUGGAAUACUUGGUUGCGAGCUAUGUGAUACUCCCAUUGCAGUAAAGAAGAAGAAAAAGAAGGUAGAAGAAAGCAAA
Messenger RNA from Prosopis cineraria, 3631 nucleotides. RefSeq lists its product as uncharacterized. The transcript is spliced from 5 exons. Gene Ontology annotation, cellular component: nucleus. The record is from RefSeq and is a predicted model, not a curated record. The coding region runs from base 80 to 853 and encodes 257 amino acids. Lineage: Eukaryota; Viridiplantae; Streptophyta; Magnoliopsida; Fabales; Fabaceae.